Anguilla anguilla (European eel) is the source of this 5086-nucleotide messenger RNA. It is a transcript of the gene crybg2, whose product is annotated as crystallin beta-gamma domain containing 2. The record is from RefSeq and is a predicted model, not a curated record. The transcript is spliced from 20 exons. Lineage: Eukaryota; Metazoa; Chordata; Actinopteri; Anguilliformes; Anguillidae. The coding region runs from base 20 to 4003 and encodes 1327 amino acids.
UCACACAAGUGCAGCACACAUGCUAGCUGACUCGGCGACAGAGAGAGCAGACUCCACACACACCUCCACACUCUGUGACACACCUGCAAGAACAGAAGACCCUCUGCCAUCCUUGUCCCCUGUAAGCCCAGCUGAAAGGGUUGGUAGGUUCCUGGAUGAUCUGUCAGGUCCCUGGGCGGCUGUAGAAGAGUGUCUGAGUCCUGGGAUUCGGGAGGAUCCGGACACCAUGAACUCUGGCUACGGGGUCCUGAGCACCACCCUCAGCCUGAAGCGCAGUCCGGCCCGAGAUGUUAAAGAAGACGGGCUGCACCGCUUCCGCAAGUUGUCCCUGGUCAGCAGCUCCGAAGACCCCGGAGAGGACUUCAGUUCCAGCCCUGCAGCAGCGCCUUACGACUAUGACCGCGCCCCGGCCGGGACCGAGGGGCGGCGGGAGGUCCUGUCUCGGGAGGACAGACCCGCCCCUGGAGAGGUCACGCCCCGCAGUUCGCCUCAGUUCGGCUCAGAGUCCCUUGGUUCUUUAAACUCGUACUACUCCCCCGCCUUCCUGGACACACAAUACCUCUUUUCCCCUGGGACCAACCAGGAAGCAGGUCUGUCCGCGCCGUCCCCGGAAAAGCCUGGUUCCCACAGCAACAGCCACUCAUUCAGCGAGAGGAGCGAAGUUCAGUGGAGCUGGGAGCGUGAGCUCGGGGGCUGGGACAGGGCGGAGCCAGCUGCACCUGCAGAGGAGCGAGCGAGGGAGGGAGCGAUAAAUUCAGGCUCGGACUCGCGCUGGCUGUCAGACCGCAGCCUCUCCCCGACGCAGACGGAGGUUCCUCUCUCGGGACUGUUCAAAGCCACGCGAGUGGAUCUGCUUCCCUCCCCCACCUCCCCCGACAUCAGCAGCCCCCACGACAUGGACAACCUGGUGGACACCCUCAAGAGCAUGGAGCCUCCUCAGAGACAGAGAGUAUCGCGGCCUCCCCCCUUAUCCGCCAUCACCUCCCUCCCCCCUAUUGUGGAGGACUCACCGGUGCAGGCCCCCAGGGCCCAGAACGGCACGGGCAGCCUGUCCCUGGACCUGGGCCUGAAGAGGAGCUCGCCCAAGGACAUGCCCACCCCGCUGGAGAUGAUGAAGAGGCAGCACGAGGUGGACGGCCCGCGCUCCCUCCCGCUGCGCGCCUCCGCCGACAGCAGCAUCGUCUUCCGCAAGAGCAGCCCCGGCGGCGGCCUGUCGCCCGACGGCUCCUCCUCGCCCCAGCUCAACGGCAGCUCCUCUCCGGGGCCCUCCCGGCUGGAAGGCAGCCUGCUCUUCUCCGGCUUCCGGCUGGAGAACGGGAAGCCGCAGGCCGCCCGGCCGCUGGCGCGCGCGUCCUCUCUGCCCGACGCCGGCCCCUCCAUGGACAGGAUGAGCAGCGCCCCCGGCCAGCACGGGCCGGAGCCUCCCAGCUCCUCCCGCUACGAGCGCUUCUCCUUCCUCAUGUCCCCCACCAGCUCGCUGGCCGAGGCGCCCGAGCCUCUCCGCGUCAGCCGCCCGCCGGCCCUUACCCACAGUCCCCUGGGGGAGCUAAGCUUUACCCACAGUCCCCUGGGGGAGCUAGGCUUUACCCACAGUCCCCUUGGGGAGCUAGGCUUUACCCACAGUCCCCUGGGGGAGCUUGGCUUUUCCCACAGUUCCCUGGGGGAGCUUGGUUUGAGCCACAGGCCCUCCAGCCCCCUGGAUCUGCUCCAUUCGCCCUCUGCAGACCCCCACGGCAAACUGCAGCGCAGCCUCAGUGUGGACUCCCCCCUCGCAAAAAUGGGCUCCCAGUUUACCCCCCAGCCAGAACCAGAGAGGCCUGCUGUCAUCAAGUACAGGGCCUUCCCCGAUGCCUAUCGCACCAAGGAGAAGGAGCAUGGCAAGCUUAACCCACGACCAGGAAAGAUGUUAAUUUUUACUGAGCCAGGCCUGAGUGGUGAGAGGAUUGAGAUACGCAGUGAUGUCAUCGAUGCCACACCCUGGGAUCUUCCAGAAACCAUCUACAUUCGUGUGGUCAGAGGAGGUUGGGUUCUCUAUGAAAAGCCUAACUUCAAGGGGGGAAAGGUUGCUUUGGAUGAAGGAGACAUUGAGCUCACCUCCCCGUUCAGAUCACCUGAGGAAGAGCAGAAAAAGGAGGGUGAAGAGGAAGAGAAGUCGCAGCCCAGCAGGAAGUGUGUCUUCGGUUCUCUGCGCAGAGCAGUCCGGGAUUACAGUGUUCCUGAGAUAAGUCUGUUCCCUGAGGAGAAUGCGGAGGGGAAGAAGGUGAUCUUCAGGGACACCUCAGAGGACGCCAGAAUCUUCGGCUUCCCCAUCAAAGCCAAGUCCAUCAUCAUCAAAGCUGGGCUGUGGUUGGUGUACGCACACCCGUUUAUGGAAGGAGCCCCACGCGUGCUGGAGGUGGGGGGGUACCCGAACCCUGCCUCCUGGGGUGUCACCCAACCUUACGUGGGCUCCCUGCACCCUCUCAAAAUUGGGGAGCCACGAGUGGAGAAACCCAAUGAGCCAAAGUUGGUGAUCUUCGAUAAGUCAUACUUCUCUGGGAAGUCUCGUGAUGUGUACACCCAUCUGCGUGACUUCAUAACUCGCACUGAUAUGAAGCAGACUGCUUUCAUGCACAACGCAGGCUCCAUCAAAGUAACUGGGGGCUGCUGGGUGGGGUUCUCUAAGGAGAACUUCCGGGGGCACCAGUACCUGCUGGAGGAGGGGGACUACCACGACUGGAGAGUGUGGGGAGGGUGUGACUCUGAGCUGCGCUCUGUACGCCUCAUCAGAGCGGACUUCGCAGAGCCCGUGCUGGUGAUGUUCUCCCGGCCUGACGAGGAGGACGAGGACCAGGAGGAGAAGACCUUCGAGGUGACGGAGGCCAUCCCGGACGUGGAGCCUUUCAACUUCCCGACCUCCACCCACUCCAUCCAAGUGCUGAACGGGGCCUGGAUUGCCUACUCCCAUGUGGAUUUCUCCGGUGAUCAGUAUAUCCUAGAGAAAGGUUUCUACAGCAACUGUGGGGACUGGGGAGCCACAGACAAUCGGAUCUGCUCUAUACAGCCCAUCCUACCGGCCCCCAGUGAAACUCCCACCAGCAGGAGCCAGGUGCUGCUGUACUCCGAACCAGACUUCCAGGGCCAGUGCCAGCUGUGCCUGAAGAACGAGGAGUCUCUGCCUGAGAAGUUCCUCACCAAGUCCUGCAGGGUGCUGAGGGGGAGUUGGGUGGUAUAUGAGGGGCGUGAGUAUUCAGGAGGCCUGUACAUCUUGCCAGAGGGGGAUUACCCAAAUCUCGACAGCAUGGGCUGCCCCCCCAGCUGUUCCCUGCGUUCACUCAAGAUCAUCCCACUGAUGUUUGCGGUGCCUUCCAUCUCUCUCUUUGGGCUGGAGUGUUUUGAAGGUCGUGAGGUCACUCUGGACUCGGAGGUACCGAGCCUUGUGGACGAAGGGUUCAACAACCACGUGCUGUCAAUCAGAGUCAACAGCGGCUGUUGGGUGGUGUGUGAGCACACUAACUACAGGGGGCGCCAGAUCCUGUUGGAGCCCAUAGAGAUCCCCAACUGGCUGAAGUUCAGUGGACUCUCCACUAUUGGCUCCAUGCAUGCUGUCAGACAGAAGCGCCACUUCUUCCGCAUCAAAAACCAGGAGCGAGGUCACGUCAUGUCCAUCCAGGGAGGGGUGGAGGAGAUGAAGUCGGGUCGAGUUGUGGUGACGGAGCAGGUGGAGGGCAUGAGUGAUGUCUGGUACUACCAGGACGGUCUCAUCAAGAACAAGCUGGCCCCCAACAUGUGCCUGCAGGUGAUGGGGGAGGUGGAGCCGGGGGCCAAGCUGGUGCUGUGGUCUGAGACACGCCAGCCCACCCAGAUCUGGACCACCCAGGCCAGCGGGAUCAUCAGAAGCCUGACCUUCCCAGGCAUGGUGUUAGACAUCAAGGGAGGGAAGGCCUACGAUCGGAACCAUGUAAUCAUUCAUGGGGAGAGUGAGGAGAGGCCCAGCCAGCAGUGGAAUAUUGAGCUUCUGUAGCCCCGUCCCUCUCCUCUCCUGCCCUCACCCUGUCCCCUGACCCUCGGGAUAACGUCCCAAACCCUUCAGUGCUUAGAUCACGUUGCAGGAGUGCCGGUUUUGACUCGCCACAGAUGGGCAUCGCCUGUAGGGGGCGCCGCUGAGCCCACCUGCCUUUCCCUUCAGUUGCAUAGGUGCACUGUGGGUCAUUUUCGAAUGGCUCUGCUGGGUUACUGGUGAAACCUUUCUUUGGUUGUAUAGAGUCAUUCAAGGGCCUCAGUGUUCUGUGGAGCAAGAACUAAAUUGUACAAAGACUUUAGAAAAUAUUCUGUGAGAAGAGAACCCCCUUUCUGCACAUCAGAAAAAGCAAUGCAGCCUGGAGAGAAGGUAAGAAGGAACAGGACAGCAGAUCCAGCCCCAGUCUGGCCUGUGCACCGACUCCAGCUCGUCCUACAGUGGAGCCGCCAUCUUGGUUACCCUUUCUGAAGUGACCUACCCAUCAUGCCCAGAGAGAAAAGCGGGGAGCAUCGGCAAUCGCUGGCCAUUCUCCCAUUUCAUGCUUGAAUACAGUCAUUGUGUUAUGUGACAGAUGGGGAAAUUCACUCUGUUGCGCAGAACUGAAUGGAGGCACAUGUCUUCCGUGCACACAUGGACUUGCGCAUGUACACAUGCAGAGCUGCCAGGCCCUACUGCAUGCACAGUGUGUCUCUAUUUGCAGAGUUAUUAUGCUGACUUUAUUUGUUUGUGUUACUCUGUUUCUUUUAUAUUAUGGGGUGAAAGCUAUUUUUAUAAGCAUUAUAUAGUGAUCGUAUCCAAAGAGUGCCUUGGAGAAGCCACUCAGGGUUAAACGCGAGUCAGUGUUGACUAUUGUUACUGUGGUGUUUUAUUUAAGUGGUCUUUAAAUGGUAUGGUAGUAUAAUUAUUCAGUCAGAAGUGUCAAAGUCCAUGUUCAUGUUUGAGAAAACCAAAAUAAAAGAAAUCCAGAAAUCUUGUCUAUAAAAUGUCAUAAACCUGUCCCAAAGCAAUACUUUUUAAUGAAAAACUACAUUGUGAAAAGAUAUGUAAGAGGGAGUGGAUUUUAAAUAAAUGAAAGUGAAGUUUACA